Orussus abietinus is the source of this 891-nucleotide messenger RNA. RefSeq names its product pyridoxine-5'-phosphate oxidase. Gene Ontology annotation, molecular function: FMN binding; pyridoxamine phosphate oxidase activity. Lineage: Eukaryota; Metazoa; Arthropoda; Insecta; Hymenoptera; Orussidae. The coding region runs from base 200 to 874 and encodes 224 amino acids. The record is from RefSeq and is a predicted model, not a curated record. Gene Ontology annotation, biological process: pyridoxal 5'-phosphate biosynthetic process; pyridoxine biosynthetic process. The transcript has 6 exons.
GACGCAUAGAUAUCUACGGAUGGAAGCAUAGAAAUCUGUGCCAGUGACAGUACCAGAUUGUACCAGAUAGAACCAUGGCGAGCGUAAACUCCACCGUACACGGUGACAAAUCGUUGACGGAUCAUAUUGACAUUGGAGUAAUCAAUGUGUGUGUGCAAGGAGAGUUAGUAUAAUUACUAUUAGGUGGUCUUUCAAAGGAAUGCGCAUAAAGUACAAGGACAAGAGCGAGACAUUCACCGAGGACUGCUUGAAGAGUAAAGAGCCUUUUGGGCAAUUCAAAGCCUGGUUUGAAAUAGCAUGCAAUACUCCGGGGAUCCUAGAACCCAAUGCUAUGUUUUUGGGAACAGCUACUAAAGAAGGAAUUCCAUCUGUCAGACCAGUCCUCCUUAAGGGCUAUGGUUCGGAGGGUUUCAAAUUUUACACGAAUUACGAGAGUAGGAAAGGUCGCGAGUUAGCAGAGAAUCCCAAUGCAGCGUUAACGUUCUAUUGGGAACCCCUCAGGCGUACGGUUCGAAUCGAGGGUAGCGUUGAGAGGACCUCGACCGAGGAUUCGGAUCAUUACUUUGCGAGCAGGCCGUUUCCCAGCCAAAUAGGAGCCAUUGCCAGCAAGCAGAGUACAGUCAUCGCAGGCAGGCAAAGUUUAAUGGUGAAGGAGAGAGAACUGCUGUCCCAGUUUCCAGAGGGAAAAGCAAAGAGACCGGAGUGCUGGGGUGGAUUUAUCCUGCGUCCAGAAGUCGUCGAAUUCUGGCAGGGCCAGAGCGACCGGCUGCACGACAGGAUUCGAUUCAGGAGAAGGAAACCCGGAGAAAAGCCCGACAAUAUCCUCACUCAUGACGGCGAGAACGAAUGGGUCUUCGAGAGACUGGCUCCUUGAAAAAAAAAAAAAAAAAA